This is a messenger RNA of Toxorhynchites rutilus septentrionalis, 540 nucleotides long. Its product is annotated as transmembrane protein 203. Gene Ontology annotation, biological process: intracellular calcium ion homeostasis. Gene Ontology annotation, cellular component: endoplasmic reticulum. The transcript has a single exon. The record is from RefSeq and is a predicted model, not a curated record. The coding region runs from base 1 to 456 and encodes 151 amino acids. Lineage: Eukaryota; Metazoa; Arthropoda; Insecta; Diptera; Culicidae.
AUGGCUGACGAGGUGGAAAUAAAAACUUACUUUAAGCUGGUGGACGUGGUCAAGUGGAUUGGCAUCACACAGUUCGAGAUACUGAUGAAUCUGCUCGCGUUUCUCGUGUUCAGUAUAAUCCUUACGGUGAAGGCCACAACCGGGGCCCUUGCCGGACCGAUUAGCACCAGCGAGUGGUUGGUUAUAUUUUCGCCACUGUUCUGUGGAGAUUUCUGCAACGCGUAUUUCUGUGUCAUCGUUGGCAUCCGCAUGUAUCUGGGCAACAAACACCGGCAGGCAAUGCAUCGACUUUCGUGGAGUAUCCAUUUUCUGCUGCUUACUGCUGGGUUUAAGUAUUUGGUGUGCAUGAAACUGUCCGGCCAGAGUGGACUCGAGUAUAGCGAGGUGUUUUCGCCAAUUUUUGUCCUGCUGCAGCUGAUUGCGGUGAAAGCAUGUCAAUUCAAGCAGCAAUCGUGAUGCGGUGAAGAGGAUGAUAGUGGGCUGGGUUUGUGCACUUGGGACUUUAUAUCGCUUUGAAAAAUAUAUGUUGGUGAUAAGUUA